AUGGAGCGCUUCAUGCGUUUAUUUUCAACUGCCUUCGUCUUCUUUCUGCUUCUUGCAGCUGCUGGGAUGAUGGGGCCAAUGGUUGCUGAGGCUAGGACCUGUGAGUCUCAGAGUAAUCGGUUCAAGGGAACUUGCGUGAGUACAACCAACUGUGCAUCUGUUUGCCAAACUGAGGGCUUCCCUGGUGGCCAUUGUCGUGGCUUUCGCCGCAGAUGCUUUUGCACUAAACAUUGUUAA
Molecule: messenger RNA, 237 nt
Organism: Prunus armeniaca (apricot)
Lineage: Eukaryota; Viridiplantae; Streptophyta; Magnoliopsida; Rosales; Rosaceae
Source: the annotation of a GenBank genome assembly